UAGCGUGGCGUUGUGGAUGAGUUGGGUUUUAUAUCCAGAGUGGAUAUCUAAAUCAACCACUUCGUCCGCGGUCAAUGCGGCUUGUUAUAUCAGUGAUCGCUUUUUGUGCAGCGUUUUAAUGAUUAUGAUGAAAAGUUUACAAUUUGUUACCUAUAACCUGCAUUGGAAGAGAAGGCGUUCUUGUUGAGGCUGAUUUCUUUAAUUUCAAAAAUGAAGGGCGUUAUUGAUGUACUCGCUAUGCAAAGAGAAAAAAGAAUUAGUUUACAGAAAAGUAUUAUCAUUGAUUAUACUAAAGCGAGCGAUAGUUUCACAGUAGCAAGAUUUAUAUUCGAAUGUGGCUUUAAAUUAGAGGCCCAUCCAUUAACAAUUUCGACAGCUGCAACUUUAUAUCACAGGUUUAUGAGAGAGGCAGUACCGCAAGGAUAUGACUCAUAUCUCAUUGGAUCGACGUGUUUGUACCUGGCUGGAAAGAUGAAAGAUAAUCACUUGAAAAUCAGGGACGUUAUGAAUGUCUCGUACAGUACAUUGCAUCGAGGUGCAGCGCCUUUAGAAUUAGGGGAUCAAUAUUGGGGUAUGCGCGACGCCAUAGUACAAGCGGAGUUGCUAAUAAUGCGAAUGCUAAAGUUUCAAGUAAUGCCGGAACAUCCACAUAAGUACAUGUUACAUUUUCUGAGAUCUUUACAAGCCUGGUUCGGGGAAGAAGAAUGGCAAAAAUAUCCUGUGGCAAGAACCAGUAUGUCCUUACUGCAGGACUUCCAUCACAUUCCCGCUAUUCUUGAUUAUCCACCAAAUUUAGUUGCCAUCGCUUGUAUAAAUUUGGCUUUGCAAAUUUAUGGAGUAGUGGUGCCAUUAAUGGAUGAAUGCGAUCAACAACCGUGGUUUAAUGUUUUCUGUAAAGAUUUGACGAGAGAUAAGCUUUGGGAGAUAAUGGAAAAAAUCAUGGCGUCGUAUGAUGAAGAACCAGAAACGAGAGAUCAUUAACUACAUUAGUUAAUUAAAACUUUACUUGCCGAUACUGAAUCAUUUACAUUAUAUGUUAAUUUUUAUUAUCGAUCGAAUUAAACUAUCAAUUCCAAACUA
Molecule: messenger RNA, 1080 nt
Organism: Ceratosolen solmsi marchali
Lineage: Eukaryota; Metazoa; Arthropoda; Insecta; Hymenoptera; Agaonidae
Gene: koko
Product: cyclin Q
Exons: 7
Coding region: 211-981 (256 amino acids)
Biological process (GO): regulation of transcription by RNA polymerase II
Molecular function (GO): cyclin-dependent protein serine/threonine kinase regulator activity
Source: RefSeq, a predicted model, not a curated record